UCAAGGUGACACCUUACUGCUAAUCAUGGCUGACGGGGCACUUGAAAUUUUGACAUCAACAAUCACUUUUCCAUUGUGGCGUCACAUAUUUUGUUUUAUGACGUCAUAAUUUUACGUGAACCUGUGCGAUAUCCAGUAAUGGCGGACAAAUAACAAUAAGAUUGUAAAGAUGGUUGACUCCGUUAUGGCAGAUUACUUCGGUAACCCUGGAUCACCAUUGUUACAUCUUAACCACAGAUACAUGCAUGCUAUAGGUAAUUCCAGAGCGAGGGAUUUAUCAGAAGAAUGUAAGAUUCCUGACAAACCAGAGUUUCUAGUCCUUGGAGGAGGUGACAUCAGACAUGUUCUAUACACUGUAUCACAAAUGUCACAGUUACAGAAGCCACCAUCAUCCAUCUCAAUGUAUCUAAAUGAUUCUGAUGAUGUUGUAUUAGCCAGGAAUAUAUUAUUAUUAAAAAUUCUAGAGACCUGUGACUCUAAUGACAAGAAGACUCUAUCUUUUCUAUGGUCUGUGUGGUAUAAUACCUUCCUGACUCCAUUGGAACACACUUGUUUAAAAGAUCUGAUCCAUAAUGUUCAACAAAAGUUACCCGAAUGUGUUGAGUAUGCAGAGGAGUAUAGUUUGAAGGAUAUAGAUAAGGUUUUUAAGUAUUGGUCAGAAAAUCUAAAAAUCAAUUCCAAGAAAAUAAAAAAGGACAGAGAUUCCUUUGUACAGAAGUAUGUAAGUUCUGAAUACAAUGAGGAAACAACAUAUCACACUGCCAUAGAAUGUUUGUCUGCAGCCGAAGCAUCUAUUUUCUGUAUAAUGCCUGGGUGCACCUUGUUUAAAAAGAGACUAGCAGAACUGAAGUCCUAUGUAGUGUCUGGGGUGUCAUCUUCUGCACAGACAGAUACACUGAACAGAGUCAAUGUUACGUUACUGUGUCCUCACUCCAAGGAAUGGCGAGUGGAGCCUUCAGGGACACCUUUUCAUGCUUAUAACCAUGGAGUUUUUAUUCCGUCUUUGACAAUGAGAGAGAACUGUAUGGAACAACUCAAACAAUGGGUUGCUGGGUGGAGAAAGUUUAUAAACAAUGGUGGAAAACUGCAGAUAAAGAUAUUCCAUGGUGAGCCUCUGACUGUGUGUAAUUGUGUCCUUUCUGCUGACCAGAGAUUUGACUUCAUUGAUACAUCGUACCUCUGUGACGAUGUUGGACUGAUGAAUCUUUUGUUAUCAUGUAGUCACAGUCUUAAAAGAGAUGGUUUGUUGACUGUACAGUCUGUCAAGUGGACAGAAUCUUUCUACACAAACUUUGAAGAUUAUUUACAAGACAACUUGAAGGCCUCCCCUGGGUUCUAUCCUAUGAUGUUUGGACUCUGUCUAGCUGAAGAUUUUACAUUGGGAACAUGCAAUCCAGCCCGACCCAAUGUUCAUUUUGCUAACCAGACAAGGAAGAAUAUAGUAAAAACAAGAUGGAAGUCCAGUCUAUUUGAUAAUGGUCAAACAGUAGAUAUUCACGGAUCUUUAGAGCUACUGAAUGUAUUUAAGUUGAUAGUAGAUACAGCAUUUGAUUGUGAGCUUUCUCCAGUGAUGAAUUUAUGUGGAUCAGGAUUAAUUCUUCCAUUAACUGUCAUCUAUCUUAUAAGAAGUAUGCAGCAGAAAGUAAAAGGGGGAGCUGAAUGUCUACUGGAUUUGAUAGAGAAGCGUCUACCAGUAGUGGCCAGUAAGUCUGGGCAAGAUUUCAAACCAAGUGAACUGGAAUGGAGAGAAUUGAGACAUCAGUUCUUCCCAGAUAUAAAGCAGCCAGAAGCUAAAGAACCCCUUAUUGUUGUUGAGAUAGAAGAGUUUUACAAUCCCAAUGACAAGUUUCCCUGCACUGCUGGUAUAAAACGGCCAUAUCAGCUGUUCAUAUUUAGCACAAUACACGACAAGAUGGCAUACAUCGCUGCACAGUGUAAAUCUAAUAAAAAGCAGCUAUCGUGUACAUCACAACCUUGGUCCAUGUUAUCAUUAAUGAAGUACGAACCUACCAAGCAGACCUUAGGUUUUCUAUGUCCACAGAAAUAUUAUGAAAACUUUAAUGUGAUGUUACCGUUAGUGCUUUCACCAUUCUACAAUGCCAUUCCUUCGUUAAUGUGUAGGAAUUGUAUCUAUGACGAUGAUUUAAGAGGAUACAGUUUUGAUACAGAGGAAGUCAGAUACAAUGGUUUCCCUAACAACCAAAAAGAAGUUGAAGAAUUUGAAGUGAAAGAUGAAAAUGACAAUACAGAAAAGGAAGACAUUUUCAAUGUUGAAACAUGUGAAGCAGAGAGGUUCUAUAAUAUUAUUUUAUCCUGUAAAAAGCCAAAUAUAGAAGUAACAGAUUUAUCUGGAGGAGUAACAGAGGACAAUAAGUAUAUUAUACAAUACUCUGUCCAAUACAAUCUGCCUGCAGAAGAGGAAACAAGAAUAUUCAGUGGUUCAAUCAUGGUAGCACAUCCUGUGACAGGAAAAAUAAUGGUUCUGCAUAAAACCAACAAGUACAUAAGAGCAGAGAUUGGAAAGGACUUCAAACAGCUAGAGGGACCACAGUUGGUAUCUUACAGACAGAUAAAAGUUUCCAACUACCCUAAAUUAAAGUGGGACAUGCAGAGACUAGUAGAAACUUUGAAUGGUAUGUUUGAUACCACUAGACAGAUGCAAAGGAAAGGAAUGAUAGCAGGAGGAUCAGACAAGGCACCAGAUUACUUUGUGGAAUUUAAAAAUACACUACAAAUUAUACUCUUUUGGGUUAAGAGUCCCCCAGUUGUCAGAUCAAAGGUGUGCUCAUAUUCGCUGAUCCGUGACAAGAGAAUGGUAGAUCCUACUGCUGGUCGUCAUAGAGACCAGGAAUGUGGGAAAUACCCAGAUGAAAUCUUCUUGGCUGUUACUGGAGAACAUGAAGUAGAUGGAAAAAUGACACUUAAAGUUGUUUGGAUCGACUUUGAAAUUUAUAACAAACUGGAAGCAGAGGGCAAGGUUGCAAAGGGAUCACAUCUGAAAUUUAUGAGAAAAUAUUGGUAUGAUGAUGAGGACAAAAGUCAUCCCAUGGGAAAUACAGCAGAAGCAGCAAGGAUAUUUCAGACAGUGUUGCGUAUCAACUCUAUGAAAUGUGUUCAAGGAGGAGAUAAUGGAUCUGGUGUAUGGAACUUUAUAUCAUUCCUACAGCCUGUUUAUACUGUGGGAGAGAAGGACAAGGCCACAAAAGAGGGGAUGUUUGAGAAGAACUUCCCUAAGAUACAGAACCAUCCAUUAGCAGUGUUCCAUACAAGAUGUCAUGUCUGUAGUACACCUGUAGGGCGUGGCAUGAAGGAAUGUACAGAUUGUCGAGCUGUCCAGUACUGUACACAGGAAUGUUAUGACAAAGACAGCCAAUCACAUGCCAUGUACUGUAGUAAAUCUGUUAAAGGUGCAAAGAUAAUGCGACAAUUUAAAAGUGACCAAGCUGCAACAGAAACUAGAAAAAAGGAGAGGUGUUCAGAAUGUACAAAAAAGAAGUUAGAGUUGAAAAGAUGUUCACGUUGCAAAAUGGCUGCUUAUUGUAACCAAGCUUGUCAAAAAAAGCAUUGGCCUAAACACAAAAAAGUGUGCAAAUCUUAAAAUUGAAAAAAAUGUAUACAAGAAGAACAACUAAAAUGUUAAGAGAUAUGACAGUUUUGUGAACCAAGAGA
Molecule: messenger RNA, 3669 nt
Organism: Mytilus trossulus (common blue mussel)
Lineage: Eukaryota; Metazoa; Mollusca; Bivalvia; Mytilida; Mytilidae
Exons: 22
Coding region: 170-3598 (1142 amino acids)
Biological process (GO): regulation of transcription by RNA polymerase II
Cellular component (GO): nucleus
Molecular function (GO): DNA-binding transcription factor activity, RNA polymerase II-specific
Source: RefSeq, a predicted model, not a curated record